AUGCGAUCCAUUCUCUUUCUGGCCGCUGGCCUAAUCUCAUGCGUCUCUGCAUCCCCAGUCGCUCAAGCCGACCCACCCCAAGACGAUGGUGAGGUUUCUGCCAACCGGGAACAACCUACCAUCCAAUUAGACUACGCAACUGUCAUCGGUUCAUCGCGGCACGGUAUCGACAGCUUCCGUGGAAUUCCUUUCGCUCAGCCACCUGUCGGUCCACUUCGCCUCCAGCGCCCGCAACCCAUUACACAGAACUUGGGUACUGUUGACGCCACCGCCAUCUUACCUGCCAGUUGCCCUCAACAAUACACCUCCACCAACCCAAAUGUAACUGUUCCUCAGGACGCUCUCCAAGAAAUACUCAACAGUGGAGCCGUUCAAAGGCUCGUAAAUAUUAAUGAGGAUUGUCUGACUGUCAGUGUCCAAAAGCCGCAUGACGCUACUCCCGACUCCAAGUAUCCGGUUGUGUUCUCGGUAUUCUACGGUGGUUUCGGUUUCGGAACAACUGCGAUAUAUGAUGCUACAAAGCUAAUUCAAGCUGGUAUCGAUAAUGGAAAACCAAUUGUCUACAUUGCUGUCAACUAUCGUCUUGGUGCUUUUGGAUGGCUCGCUGGAAAGGAGGUAUUGGAUGCUGGGCUUACAAAUUUGGGACACUACGAUCAGAUUCUUGCUCUGCAAUGGGUUCAAGACAACAUUGCUAAGUUCGGUGGAGACCCAGACAAGGUUACUCUCUUUGGAACAUCUGCUGGUGGUAUUUCUACAUGGAACCUAUUGACUGCUAAGGAUGGUAACCUACGAUACAACGACAAGCCUCUGUUCCGAGCUGCCAUUAUGGACAGUGGCAGUGUCAUCCCAACAGACCCAGCUGACUGCCCUAAAGCCCAGAACAUUUUUAACACUGUCGUUCGUGCUGGAGGCUGUGAAGGCGCUGCUGACAAGAUCGACUGCCUCAGAGCUCUGCCUUACGAUCAGUUCCUCCAGGCCAGUACAUCCGUACCUGGUCUAUUCGAUUACCCGUCUGUAGCUCUCUCGUACAUUCCACGAUAUGAUGGUGACCUCUUAACCGAUUCCGCAGAUAACCUCUGUGAGGCAGGAAAGUAUGCAAACGUUCCCUACAUCGUCGGUGAUCAAGAAGAUGAGGGUACCCUCUUCAGUCUUGUACAAAGCAACAUCACGACCACUCAGGACAUCAUCGACUACUUCAAAGCUUUUUACUUCUCUCACGCUAGUGAUCAAUUACUAUCCGACCUUGUAAACUUGUACCCAGAUGACCCCGCCGCUGGAUCGCCAUACAACACUGGAACUCGUAACAACAUAUACCCUCAAUACAAGAGACUUGCCUCUAUUAUCGGUGACAUGACCUUCACUAUGAUUCGCCGUCUUAUUUUGGGCUUCGGAAUGAAAGUAAAGCCUGAAGUACCUUUGUAUUCUUUCAUCGCAUCAUACGGAUACGGAACACCAAUCCUUGGAAGUUUCCAUGUCAGUGACGUUCUACCCGCCUACGGAAUAACUCCUGGAUUCCCAACCAGAAGCAUUCAGUACUAUUACAUCAACUUUGUUCACGACCUUGACCCCAACUCUGGCGGCAACCCUGAAUUCACCAGAUGGCCUGCAUGGAAUGAAAAUAAGGAAGUAAUCAACUUCCGAAGAUCCAGUAACGAGAUAUGGAAAGAUGACUUCCGAAGCCAAAACUCUGACUUUUUGGCCGCCAACCGACCUGCUCUGAGGUUCUAG
Molecule: messenger RNA, 1728 nt
Organism: Blumeria graminis f. sp. triticale
Lineage: Eukaryota; Fungi; Ascomycota; Leotiomycetes; Helotiales; Erysiphaceae
Source: the annotation of a GenBank genome assembly